This is a messenger RNA of Notothenia coriiceps (black rockcod), 7595 nucleotides long. RefSeq names its product collagen alpha-1(VII) chain-like. Lineage: Eukaryota; Metazoa; Chordata; Actinopteri; Perciformes; Nototheniidae. Gene Ontology annotation, cellular component: extracellular matrix. The transcript has 93 exons. Gene Ontology annotation, molecular function: serine-type endopeptidase inhibitor activity. The record is from RefSeq and is a predicted model, not a curated record. Bases 1 to 5742 code for a protein of 1913 amino acids.
AUGUGUGUAGGUGUGACAGUGUUAGCUGUAGGUAUAGACCAGGCGAACACAGAGGAGCUGCGUCGGGCCGUGACGGACGGCAGCACCCAGAACAUCCUUUACACCCGUGAUGCUGCCCAGUUGGACACCCUACACACUGACCUGGCAGACUUGCUCUGUGGCAUUGCCAGAAUACCAGAUGUAGGUCCAGGUCCAGAGCAGUGUACCGUUCAGUGCCCUCAGGGUGAACGGGGAUAUCCCGGUGGGACGGGUGACAGAGGCAGCGAUGGCACAGAUGGACGCAAGGGAGAUCCUGGUCGUGAUGGUCUGCCUGGGAGGGAAGGCCCCAUAGGCCCUGAGGGUCGCCCAGGUCCUCCAGGUCAAACCAUCACCGUUGACCCCUCAGGGGGGGUGAAAGGAGAAAAGGGAGAGAGGGGUUUUCCUGGCAUUGAUGGAAGUCCAGGGUUGCCGGGACGACCAGGUUCCUCUGGAAGUGGAGGGCUCCCGGGUUCGCAGGGCAUACCUGGUAUACGAGGAGAUCCAGGUCAAAUAGGUGGGACUGGGCCACUAGGACCAACGGGCACAAAAGGUGAAAGGGGAGAACCAGGCUCAGCUAUAUCAGGAGGGGGUCUUCCAGGGAGGAAAGGAGAGCCAGGCCUCCCGGGAAUACCGGGUUCUCUUGGUCGGCCAGGCAGCAACGGCAACAAGGGUGGGCCCGGUGUUCCUGGGACACCUGGUCAGGAAGGUCGCUCAGGUUUACCAGGAACACCAGGACUCUCCAUCAAGGGAGACAGGGGUAACCCAGGAGAUAGGGGACUUCCAGGAGUCGGCAGUGGGGUGGCCGUGAAGGGCGAGAAGGGCUCCCCAGGUACUCCAGCAUAUGCAGGGACUCCGGGUCUUAGAGGGCUACCAGGUCCACAGGGCAGCAAAGGAGACAAGGGUGACGGUGGUGAUGGGAAGGCUGGACCUGCAGGCAGGCAAGGAGAGCCUGGGGACCGGGGUCCCCGUGGGCCUACAGGAGAAACUGGUGGCAAGGGUGACCGAGGACAGCCAGGUGAGGCUGGAUCACAGGGAGACAGGGGGGAGAGAGGACUAAAUGGUGAAACUGGGGAGAGGGGGGACCCCGGGAAGCCGGGCCUCGCAGGAACAACAGGGUUGAGAGGUUUGCCAGGGCCCAUUGGAGCCACAGGAGAAAAGGGAAACAAUGGUGAACGUGGAGAGCCUGGCAGAAGUGCUCCAGGUUUGGGAGGAAAGAAAGGGGACCAGGGGGACCGAGGCCUGUCUGGAUCUGACGGGGCGAGGGGUGAUAAAGGAGAUUUAGGCCAGAAAGGAGAGAAAGGGUCUUCAGGCUCAGGAGGCUCCGCUGUUGGAUCUAAAGGAGAGCCGGGAGAUAGAGGACUUGCUGGUCUCAGUGGAAGGCCGGGUGGCAAGGGAACUCCAGGAGAACCGGGAGAGAAUGGGGAGAAUGGGCGACCGGGAAUCCCCGGAAAAGCUGGCCUUCCCGGGAAAGGGGGAGACAGAGGAGAAAAGGGUGACGAAGGCACACCUGGGGAAUCUGGACUUCCGGGGAAGUCGGGCGAAAGAGGACUGAGGGGACUGGCUGGUCAGCCCGGACGACUAGGAGAGAAGGGAGACCUGGGAGACCCUGGAGAGUCAGGACGAAAUGGCAGCCCUGGACCUGCGGGACUGAGAGGAGAUAAAGGACAACUGGGUCCCCAAGGGCCUCCAGGACCACCAGGAAAAGUGGCUGACAUCCAGGGCCAGCUGAAAGGAGUGGGAGGAGAAAAGGGGGAUGCUGGCGACCCAGGAGAGCACGGCGGCAAAGGUCAGAAAGGCGAAGCGGGGACUCCCGGAGCUGCAGGCCUACGAGGCCCUGAGGGACAACGGGGACUUGCAGGCACAAGAGGUGAUGCAGGGGAAAGAGGAGCGCCUGGAGAGAAGGGAGAAAGGGGAACUUCCGGGUUAGAUGGACGUUCUGGUAUAGAUGGUAAACCAGGUGCUGCUGGACCCGCUGGUCAGAGGGGUGAUGCUGGAAAACAGGGGGAUCAUGGGAGAGACGGUUUAGCAGGAUUUAGAGGGGAGCAGGGCCCCCAAGGACCUGUUGGGCCUUCAGGCGCUGCAGGGAUACCUGGCAAAGCAGGUGGAGAUGGCAAACCUGGUUCUGCUGGCAAAAUGGGCGAGGACGGUGUCCCCGGUGAAGAUGGCAGAAAGGGUGAUAAAGGAGAACUGGGAGCAGCUGGAAGAGAUGGCCGGGACGGAACAAAAGGAGACCGGGGCCUUGCUGGGGCGUCUGGACCCUCUGGCCCUUCGGGGGCUCCUGGCGUACCUGGCGGCAUUGGUCCUCCCGGACAGGUGGUGUAUGUCAAAGGAGUUGCAGCCUCACCGAUCCCAGGCCCACAGGGGCCCCCAGGAACCCCUGGCAUACCUGGGAUCCCCGGAGCUGUGGGAGGCAGAGGGGAUAGAGGUCCAUCUGGCCUCAAAGGUGAUGCUGGCGACCCAGGAGAGGACGGGGCACCGGGUAAACCAGGGACAACAGUGGAUGUACAGAGGGCUCUGUCCAGCCUUGGGAUUCAGGUGUCUGAUCUGAAGGUGGUUGUGGACAGAAAGGACACACUGCAAGCUCCCACAGUGCAGAAGGCAGCUAAGGGUGACAAAGGUGACGGUGGCGAAUCUGGACAGAGAGGACCCUCUGGUGCAGAUGGGACCCGUGGUUUCCAAGGAGAGAGAGGAUCAAAAGGGGAUCAAGGGGAGCGAGGAAUCGUGGGAAAUCCUGGGCCUCCAGGGAGAGCCAUCGGAGAGCGAGGUCCACAGGGACCCUCAGGACCCGCUGGAGAGUCGGGCAAACCAGGGAUACCGGGGGUUCCUGGGCGGGCUGGAGAACUGGGGGAGGCUGGAAGACCUGGAGAUAAGGGGGACAGAGCAGAGAAAGGGGACAAAGGAGAAUCUGGUAAAAUUGGGAUCACAGGAUUAGCCGGCCCAGCAGGUCAAAAGGGAGCAUCUGCUGAGUCAGUACUGGUAGGACCUCCCGGGGCCAGAGGCCCUCCAGGGGUUGUAGGACACAAGGGAGAACCUGGUGCUGCAGGACUGCCAGGACCUCAAGGAGAACGAGGCUUUGUGGGAUCUCGUGGAGAUAAAGGAGACAGAGGACAGUCUGGAGAUAACGGACGUGACGGCUCACAGGGAACACCAGGAGAACCAGGAAAACCUGGUCAGGAUGGGAAACCGGGCAUGCCUGGGUUCCCAGGAGUUCUAGGCAGACCGGGAAACCCAGGAGAGCCUGGCAUGAGGGGGCCAACUGGCCCCAUGGGUCCCAAUGGCCUUCCAGGUCCAUCAGGUGUGAAGGGCAAUCAAGGAGAGCCAGGCGUUGGUGUCAAGGGUCCACCGGGGGCCCAGGGGAGCACAGGGCUGCCAGGACCAGCAGGCCCCCCCGGAACUGUGGGUCCUCAGGGCGCCCCAGGGCUGUCAGGGCAGGUGGGUGAAGCUGGUAAACCAGGAGUCCCUGGAAGAGAUGGGGUGCCUGGGAAAGAAGGAACACAUGGAUUACCUGGGAAGCAGGGCAUUGCUGGACCUCCAGGCUUGGGCGGCUUAAAGGGGGAGCAGGGAGACAGUGGUCCUCCAGGGAGGGCUGUGGCUGGACCCCCUGGACUGAAGGGAGAGAGGGGUCUUAGUGGUCAAACACUGCCAGGAACGGCUGGAGAGAGAGGUCUAUUGGGAGAAAAGGGUAACAGGGGAGACAAAGGUGCUGGUGGCAACAAAGGAGAGAGAGGAGUGGAUGGUGAAGCAGGAGAGCCUGGAGAAGAUGGGGCACAAGGAUCUUCUGGGUCAAAAGGAGAUAAGGGAGAGAAGGGCAUAGGGCAGGCAGGGCCUCCUGGAAGGGACGGGCCUCAAGGUUUGAAGGGAGAUCCAGGCCUUCCAGGUCCAGCUGGUCCUCCGGGGCUGCAGGGGAAGGCAGGGAAUAUUGGGCCGCCUGGCCUGAGGGGAGAAAUUGGACAACUAGGACCUCCAGGACCACCAGGGGAGAGGGGCCUACAGGGCUUUGGAGGCCGUGCAGGAACUGUCGGACCCCCUGGUCCUUCUGGACCCCCUGGAGAGGCAGGCUCUCCUGGUACUAACGGGGGCAAAGGAGACAAGGGGGAAGUCGGCGCCAGUGUCCCCGGUCCCAGAGGAGAGAGAGGAGAUUCAGGGCUGAGAGGAGAGGAGGGUCGUGCUGGCCUGGAUGGGGAGAGAGGGACAACGGGUCCCGCAGGGAUUCGUGGUGGCCGGGGAGAGAAGGGAGACCUUGGGUUGCAAGGUGACAAAGGAGAGAAGGGGGACACGGUGCUGGUGGGAGGACCCGGUGGAGAAAAAGGCAACAAAGGAGAAACGGGGGACAGGGGACCCAAAGGUGUACAGGGAGGAAAGGGGGUGAAGGGUCAAGAGGGCCCUCUAGGAGCGCAGGGUCUCACGGGAGAGCCAGGAGACCGAGGAUCCAGUGGAUUCCCGGGUGCCCGUGGGCCCGGUGGACAGAAGGGAGAAGCAGGCCAACAUGGGGUACCUGGUGAAUCGGGUUUAUCAGGAAAAGACGGGCUGCUGGGGCAUAAGGGGGAUAAAGGAGAGUUCGGUAUCGUAGGAAUGAGGGGAAUCAAGGGUGACCGAGGACCCAAGGGGGCUUGUGGAGGCGAUGGACCCAAAGGAGGCAAGGGGGAUUCUGGUAUUCAUGGGCGAUCAGGCCUACCAGGAAGAAAAGGCGAACAGGGGGAGCUCGGACCUUCUGGGGUCUCAGGGAUCUCCGGAAAAGAGGGAAUAGUGGGCCCCAAGGGUGACCGUGGCUUUGACGGGCUUGGAGGACCCAAAGGAGCUCAGGGAGAGAAAGGUGAAAGGGGCCCGUCUGGCCUCCCUGGCCCCCCCGGCCUCAGAGGAGUGGACGGGGUCCCGGGCCUGACUGGCACUCAGGGACCAGCUGGUGCUGGUGGCCCAGAGGGUCUUCAGGGACAAAAGGGAGAGAGAGGUCCGAUCGGCCCCUCCAUGGUGGGUCCACGCGGUAUCCCAGGAGUCUCGGGGGAGCGCGGAGAGCAGGGAGAGCUGGGCCUAGAUGGAAUCAAGGGAGACAGAGGAGAGCCAGGCAUGACGGAGUAUGAAGUGAGAGAGUACGUUCGCUCGGAGAUGGGUCAGCACUGUGCGUGUGGAGGUUCAGACCGAGUAAGUCGGUCCCAGCCCCCGGUCAGGGCUCGGCCUACACCAGAGCAACAGCUGGUCGUGAAGGGUAAGGAGGGUCGUGAGCUGCGUGUGGUGGUGAACACCAACGACCCGGACUACGAACACAUCUACUCCAUUGAGGCGUACGACGAACCUUUAGACGAGCUGCUCUACUUCACUCCUUCUGCAAACCAGAGUGAUGGUGAGGUUGUCAAGGAUAACACUGACAAAACAGUCAAAGCUCAACCAAAAAAAUCAGCCUCAGCUGAUGUUAAGAAAACAGCAAAAGAUGGUGGUCAGAAAGCAGCCAAAGUUACCACUCUGAAAGCAGUCAUGUCCAGAUCAGUCAGGUCCAAGAGGAGAGUCAAUGGGGAAGCUCCAGCAGACGUGUGCCUGCUGCCCAUGGAGGAGGGGAGCUGUGGACGGUACACGAUGCGUUGGUACUUUAACAGCCAGGUUCAAGCCUGCAGGCCCUUCAUCUACAGCGGCUGUGAAGGAAACGACAACCGCUUCCUUGAGCUGGAGGAGUGUGAGGAGCUCUGCCUUGGGGGGGCCGAAGGUCGUCCUUCCUUGAAGACAGCACAAUGAAUGAGGACCAAUCUUCCUCUGCCACUGGAAUGUUAGCCUUUAUAUAGCUUUUAAAGAGUAUUAUUUUGUCAAUUGUCAACAUUUGUUUUUGUUUAUUUAUUGUUUUUGUAGGCCUAACCCAACCCCAGGUUAAGACGGGAUGCCAGAGUGCUUCCUUGCUUUAUAUUCUCCAAAACAUGCAACUACAACAAAAAAAGCCAAAAUAGUGUUUAUUCGUAGAAAAAUAAUGUUGUAUUACUUUCCUUCUUGUGCAGUAGAACAUUACAAUUAAGAAAAAAUGUAUUGGCUUUACUCUUAUUUCUCAUUUUAACUGAACAACAGUACUGUGUUAAAGUACCUUCCAUAUCUUAUUCAUUUCAUGUUCCACACAGACUUGUAUGCAGACAAAGGACUUAUGACUGCAUACAGAGAGGGAGUGGACACAUGACUCACCUCACUCUUAAAUGCUAUAUUCCUCAAGUAUGUUCCUUUUUUAAGGCCAUAGUUUGUAGUAUUGCUCAGAGAUUUGUAUUUUACAUCAAGCCUGUUACUCCACUUACCAUCAAAAAAAGAAAACUAAAAGACAUUUCUCUCUAUUUGGAAAAUGAUUGCAUAUUUUGCAAUUGAAAACACUUUUUCAACCCUUUCGACAUUACAAUGACUUCCAUUGUUUGGUAUUGACUUGCCACUUUGUUUAACAAAUAUCUUUCUUGGUAUAUUCGGAAAAAUAAUAGAUACAAAAAAAAAGCACUUAACGCAUAUCGCAAAGAUUAGAGUCAACAAUUUAUAAUAAGGCUUGUUUUCUACCUCUGUGCAAAACCUGUUGCGUUAUUAAAGACCUCCAUAUGAAAGUUAAUGCAUACUGCUUUUUGGCAUUUAACAAUGACUGUGACUCACUUGUGGAGCAGCUGUUGUUGUCAUGAUUUGCAGCCGUUGUUACAUAAAUUGUAAAGUGUCAAAGAGAAAAAUAUAACAAUCCCGAAAGCAGCAUUAGCUAAAAGGAACAUACUGUAUGACAGACCGCAAAAACAAACACCCUUUAUGAACUUCACUAAACUGGUAGUAACUUCAAGGAUAAGGUGUUUUCAUUAUUUAGCUCACUCCUUAAAUGUACAGACUGUACAAACUGUACACACUAUUUUUUUACACAUUUGUACCAAUAUUUCAAAGUGUUCUUCUAAUUAUAAUUGUACUGUAAAGUUCUUCAACAUAGACACACAGGAGUCACUUUUAGUUUAGUAAUAAUGUCUUUGAGUCAGUUUGGUAUUUAUUAGUAGCCUCCCGAGACCAGACACAAUUUGAAAAUGGAGGAAUUCUAAUCUUCUUUUUAUCAUCACACAUGUACACUGCAGCAAAUGUAUGAAUUUUAGACUCUUAAUUUACCCUUUAAUAGUAUUAGGAGUGGGGGGGUUGGUGCCUGACUCAUCCUGCAUCGCCCAGAAUGAGAACUGGCACCUCUCCAGGUACAAGUCUCUACACUGUGUACUUGUUCCAUAUGAAAUGUGUCCCUACAACCUGAGCUACUGCUACAAAGCCAAUUCAAAAUAACAUAACAUGACAAACAUUACAGGUUUAUACAAAACAAACGAAAACAUAUACAGCUAACUUAAGUCCCUAACAACAGAGUUGAAAUUGACUUCUAUUCGACAUUUUUAUGAACUUUUUUAUCAAAGACGCAGAUAUUUUUCAUGGUUAAAAUGAAUGAAUUCAACCAGGUGAUUUUCAACCCUUUCUAAUCCCUGAAAGUGAAAAUAAAAAUGAAAAUAAUUCCUGAACCCCAGGUGCCUGAAAUAACUCCUCACAUUUCUCUACAUUAUAACUAUGCAAGCACAUCUAUAUUUGUUUAUCAUUAUGGGCACAUUUUUGACAAAUAU